UCAGCCUCAGCUGUAAAAAUCAACCUAUGAACCAACCCUUGAAGACCAAAAAUAGUGGACCAAUGGACAAAGCUAUCAAGGAAGAAAAUGAUAACCAGACUGGGGAAAAUAGCCAGGUGCCUAACUUACACCCUGCUGCAGAGCCCUGUGAUAAACAGGCGACCGCUCCAGGGUGUAACCCGCCUCUCACCGAAAGUCAGCAGAGGUCAGCUUCAGUCCCCUGUGACGCUCCGGAUAAAAAGAAAGAGAAGCCAUAUCAGACCUAUUCUCUCCGCUGGAAGUGGAAAGGCAAAACAGAACGCAACAGAGGAGAAACUGUUGAGGACUCGCUGAAGAAAAGUUCAGAGUUUAGAAAGAUUGAAGAAAAGAAAGUAGACAAAGAGCUUUUAAUUGUAAGAGACAGAAAACCUAUCAGUAAACACUUUAUAUGUAGCCUGGUUAAAAAAACCCCACUGGCUAUCAGGUAUAUUAAAGCUGCAGACAAGACAAAGCAACCAGCUAGAUAUUCUGCUCAUCGUCAAAGAAAGGGUCCAUCUGGUGAGCUUGUGGUUUUUAAUGUAUGGACAAGUGGAGGGAUGAAUAUAGUGCAUAUCUACUUUUUCAUAUAUAUGAAAAAGCCCACACUAAACACAGUCUUUGAUGAAAUUACUGUUUUUGCCUACAAAGAUGAGAAAGUGAAGCACGCUCUGAAAAGAAAUGGUCGUUUCCAGGAUGUUGUAUUUACAAAGAUCUGUGCACUUUUAAACAAGAAUAUUGAAGCAACUACUUCAAUGCACAGCCUCGUUAACAAUCUUGAUGGUAAAUAUUUCAAGAUCAUACUGCUCAAUAAGUCUGACUGUGAUGAAAACCCAGAUCCUUCAAAGUGGUCUACCAUAACUGAGUCAGUGAAUGACAACAUACCACCAAAGCUAGAUGGUAAUAUGGUUUUGGAUAAAAAAUCACAUGAGAUACCAAAUUUCAAAGAGAUGAUGCAUCAGCUGUCUUUUCAGUUUAAAGAUUUGAUAAUAAGUAAAGAACCACAAGAAUCUAAGCUUUCUUGUAUCCAGACUUUUUUCUGUGUGAAGUGUGAGAUACCAAAUUCAGAAGAGAUGAUGCAUCAGCUGUAUUCUCCAUUUUUCCCAGAUUUCAUGAAAAGUAAUAAACCACAACAAUCUAAGCUUUCUUGUAAUCAGAAUAUUUCCCAUGUGGAGUUUGGAAAGAACGCUCAAACAUGCAGGGAGGUGAAAACUAUGAAGAAGCUGACGGCUCUCAGUGAUUCUGUGUGUCAGGUGAGAGUAAAUGACACACCAGCAGGGAGUGGGUUUCUCCUGUUUGGCAGGUGCGUCCUCACAAACGCUCAUGUGGUUCAGAACAUCUAUAAUGAGAGUACAGGACAGCUUAAUGAGACGGUCACUGUCCAUUUCUCUUUCGAAAGUCUAAACCAGACGCCGUCAGGAGCAGCAGUGAAGGAGGUCGCUGGCUUUGAAUUCGGUCCUGAUGCGUCAGGGCACGAGUGUGACUGGGCUCUGUUGAGACUCGCUGCUGAUCAGAAAUUACCUGGAGCUCUCUUAAAGCACUACGGAUUUCUCCCACAAAGUGGUGCAAUUUGCAUCAUCGGGCAUCCUGACGGCGGUGUGAAAAAGAUUGAUCCGUGCUUGAUUGUUUCGACCGAAAACCGCACUCAGGUCGCGGAGAGGCAUCACCGUGAAAAUCCAGCAGGUGUUUUACCGGAAGACAAUCAUUACAGUGAGAAUCGAGGGCAUAUUCAGUUGGUGACUAACCAGUUCUUUGAGGACGUGGCAAAAGAUGUGAAUCUUAACCGACAGGCUCUGACCUAUGAGUCAUGUUUUUAUUUUGGCUCAUCCGGCUCUCCUGUGUUUGAUGAGCACUGCAACGUUAUCGCAGUGCAUUCGGGCGGAUAUGCUUACCGCAAUGUUAGGGGAGAAAGGCAGAGCGUCAUAGAGUAUGGCCAGCCUUUGUCCUUAAUUAUCGAACACAUAAUUGUCCAAAUGGUGGAAAAAGGAAGGUUUGAUGUGUUGAAGGAGUACUUGGCUUGCGAUUAUGCGCGACACCCAAACACGAUGAGCAGUUUAAAGAAACUGGUUGAGAGCAGAAAUCUCACUGCAUUUAAGAAUGCAGUCAACAAUUUACCGUCCACAAGUGACGAGAGUUUGAAGACGUUCUUUGAAUUCUUCUCUCAAACAGAGGCACCUGUCCCAAUGGACAUUGAUUGAGCGUACACAGGUGGUCAUUUCAGACAUGAUCAACAAAGUCUGUCAUGUCUGUGUUUAUAUGUCAGGAUGCUUUUUUAUUAUUGUGAUUGUUUUAUUUGCCUUUAUUAUUGCACAGCUGGAGAGUGACAGGAAAGAAGGGACAACUUAUGUUUCAAAGCACGGUCGUGAUCAUUCAAGCAGGGAUUGGGUGAAAUAUAUCAUACAAAACUUUGUUUUAAGUAACCAUAAUCUGUUUUAAAAUAAAGUUAAGUGGUUUCUCUGUAACCAUUUUUAGUCACGCUAGUAUCUGUGAAUGCCAGUUUUUGCAUAUUUUUUGUUCAGCAGCUGUCAAAUCACUGACAGUUGGUUCAGUGCAUCUCUUUUUCAGUAUUUGUGUUUUUUCUGUUUUUAAAAUGUUUUUGGUAUAAGAUUUUUUUUGAAACCCAAUUAUGAUAUCAG
Plectropomus leopardus (leopard coralgrouper) is the source of this 2651-nucleotide messenger RNA. NCBI's taxonomy places the organism in Eukaryota, Metazoa, Chordata, Actinopteri, Perciformes, Serranidae. The record is from RefSeq and is a predicted model, not a curated record.